AAUCACCAACUAGAGCAGCGACGUGUCCGCCGACUCCCGGAUCUCUCCUCCAACCCGUUCAGCUGUGCCGCCGGCCGCCGCCCUGGGCCUGGGUCGCACAAAUUCGCGUCCGCUUCGUGGUGCCCGCCCAGCCCCAACCCUCGUGGUCGACUGGUCGUUGAAACCUAUUCGCAGGAAGAAAAAAAAACAUUCUUGUCCGCCCCGGCUCCAGGCUGCUAGUCUGCAACCCCCCAUCCACCCGCGAAGUCUCCCACCACCGCGCCGAUCCGGGGGCGGGCGGCGGGGGGGCCUCUUGCUCUCUACUCCACCCACUCGCGGCCUCACCCGUGGAUCUACGCGGUGGCCGGCGGGCGCGAUGGCGGAGGCGGAGCGGGAGCAGCGCCCGCUGCCGGAGGUGGAGCAAUCUGUCACGUCCAUACCGGAAGAUCAUGAAGCAACAUGUUGGGGCUGUGGGCUUCGGCUUGUCUUUGCGAGCUACUCACCUAUCUACAAGUGUGGGUGGUGUGGAGCCGUCACGCAGAGCAACAACCAGACUGCAAGGAAACCUGAUAGUAUAUGGUUUUCCCACUGGAGGCGCCUACGGGACAGGCUCUUCGUGGCUGUGCUCGUCCUCUUCAUGCUCUUCGUUAUAUGUGGUGGGGUCUGGGCGGUAUAUCCUGUUGUUUUCUCAGUCAGCAAGUUCUGUGGCGUAUUUCACUGCACGGUAGCAGCUGUGUUGGCUGUAUGUACCGUCACAAGCUAUUGCUUGGCCUCUUUGAAAUGUGCAGGCGCACCAACAGACAUAAGGUGGGGCAGCUAUCCCGUGGUUGGGAAAGGGGAUCUUGAGAACUAUACCUUUUGUACAUACUGUAGCAAACCAAAGCCCCCCAGAGCACAUCACUGCCGGUCGUGUAAAAUGUGCGUGGUGGACAUGGAUCAUCAUUGCCCAUUUAUUGGCAACUGCGUGGGAGCAUCAAACCAUCAAGUGUUUGUGGUUUUUCUCAUUUCUGUGGUUAUCAGUUGCUCUUAUGUCGCUGGGAUGACCAUAUACGCGAGCUACCAGAUAUGGCCCUCCAUUGAAUUCCCAGACCUAGCAUCAUCAUCUCGUCACUCGAUGAGUUCUUGGAAAACGGUGCUGGAGAUGAUCACUACGGUUGCAGGCUCCGCCUUCUUCUUGUCAGCCAGGGGUCUAGUCCUGGUGUAUCUGGCGUUUGCUAGCUCGUCAGUGAAUGCUGGUAUAGCUGUGUUGCUGUGCCAGCAGCUGAGCUAUAUCUACGAAGGGAACACGUACCUCAGCCGUCUGAGCUCACCACCGAAUGCCUUGCAGCAUGGAGAGAGGGGUUUGCAGAACAUCGUUCGGUUUUUCGGGUGCCCGUAUCCAGUCUCCAGAGCUGUGUUGCGACUGCGGUACUCCAACGCUGCCAAGUUGCAGGAUGAUUCAGGGUCGAAACUUCUUUAGAGAGACAGUUUCGUUUACAUUACAUGUCGGUUUCAGUGCUAUACUCUCGAUUAAGACGCCGUUUCGAGUCGAGACAGUUCUGUUCUGUUACUCGGAAAUUGUGAUUUGUGAACCUCACUCAGUUGACCACCGGCAGAUUUGUCUGAAUAACUGAAGCCGUUUUAGGAUGCAGCACUCAUGACAACCCGUGUUCGAUCUGGAGGAAGGAUUAGUUGUUCAUGAGGACGCCACUCGCAUUGAUUAGGUAGAGCAAUUUUGGCAGAUGCUGAAAUACGGUGUGGCCUGCGCAUUCAUUGCCUGCAGACAAUAAUAAGGUGCUGAUGGUCUUGCAACAGACUGCAGCACCUGAAAUUCUGCAUCACCAUCACUGCCCUUUCCAACUCAGCAGAGCUUGAAGAUGGCAGCAGCUUCAUCCACAGCUGGUUGUUGCAGAAGAAAUGAUCAUCAUGAUUAAAUCUGACAGUAGUGGCUUCGAGAGUGAUGCUAGGAUGUUGGAGAGAAAAAAAAUGUGUCCCGCCAUACCUCUUUGAUGUUAAUUCACUGACAUGUAUAUAUACGAUCGGAAACGUUGUAACGUUCACUUGAUGUAAAUUAUUAGUCGAUUAAUCAUGCACGUGUCCGUUCCGUGGUA
Zea mays is the source of this 2069-nucleotide messenger RNA. RefSeq names its product protein S-acyltransferase 11-like. NCBI's taxonomy places the organism in Eukaryota, Viridiplantae, Streptophyta, Magnoliopsida, Poales, Poaceae. The transcript is spliced from 5 exons. The record is from RefSeq and is a predicted model, not a curated record. The coding region runs from base 356 to 1438 and encodes 360 amino acids. Gene Ontology annotation, molecular function: palmitoyltransferase activity.